AUGUCGCGCAGCUACCUGGUCCCCUUGGUCUAUACCUUCGCCUCGCACUAUGCCCUGGUUCAGCAAUCCAGGGAUGACGCAGCCUUUGGCUCUGCACUGAUUGCCGUGUAUGAUGAACAAGAAUUGCACAAUAAGAUUGACAGCACCAGUGUCAGUUUGACAGAUAGACCCAGCCCAGAUCCUUUUGAGAUGGAGGUGGCUGCCCAGCUGGCUACGUUUCAGACAGUUGGUGGUGAGAUUGAGGUGACUCCAUCUGCACUGAAAUUAGGCACACCGCUGCUAGUGAGGAGGAGCAGUGACCCAGCGCUGGGCCCACCUGCUGGCUUCCUCCCAGGUGCUGCACACCCCACUGACAAUAGUCUGAAAUCCGUUGUGGCUGGUGCAACACAGUUAUCUUUUGAAGAUGGAGAAAUGGAUCUCACUGGGCACACUGAACAGCUGAUAUCUCAGAAGGCCAAGUUCACUUUCAGUGAUGUGACAAGAACAGUAGAGAUUUCUGGGGAAGGUGGCCCUCUGGGGAUACACGUAGUACCCUUCUUUUCAUCUCUGAGUGGAAGGAUUCUAGGACUCUUUAUCCGUGGCAUUGAGGAGAACAGCAGGUCCAGGCGUGAUGGUCUUUUCCAUGAAAAUGAAUGUAUUGUGAAAAUUAACAAUGUGGACCUUGUAGAUAAAACCUUUGCACAGGCUCAGGAUAUCUUCCGUCAGGCAAUGAAAUCUCCAAGUGUCUUCUUGGAAGUGGUUCCUCCAUAUAAUCGUGAACAAUAUGAAAAGUCUGUCAUUGCUCCCCUUUGUUUGCUCGCAAAUGAUGAAGGAGUUCCAAAAACAAAGGUUCCACCUCCUGUUCUUACGAAACCAACUGUGAAAACACUAGACCUCUCUGGAAUGAACAGCCUGGAGACAGAUCUGCAGGCAACACUACAACAUGCUAAAAGCCCCAAUCUCCCAAGGUUGGGUAAGAAACCAUCUUCGCCAUCACUGUCUCCUCUGAUGGGCUUCAGCAACAAGAAAAAUGCAAAGAGAAUAAAGAUAGACCUUAAGAAAGGUCCUGAAGGACUUGGUUUCACUGUGGUUACCAGAGACUCUUCAAUCCAUGGCCCUGGUCCUAUUUUUGUGAAGAAUAUUUUGCCAAAGGGGGCAGCGGUCAAAGAUGGUCGUUUGCAGUCAGGAGACCGAAUACUGGAGGUGAACGGCAGAGAUGUCACUGGCAGGACCCAAGAAGAACUAGUGGCUAUGUUGAGAAGCACUAGGCAAGGGGAGACUGUCUCUCUGAUCGUGGCUCGGCAGGAGGAAGCCUUUCUGCCUCGAGAGCUGAAAGGAGAGCCCAACUGCAGUAUUCUUUCACUGGAGACCACAGAACAGCUGACCUUUGAGAUACCCCUGAAUGAUUCAGGUUCUGCUGGACUUGGUGUCAGCUUGAAAGGGAACAAAUCUCGGGAGACUGGGGCUGACCUUGGGAUUUUCAUCAAAUCCAUUAUCCAUGGAGGUGCAGCUUUUAAGGAUGGUCGCCUGCGAAUAAAUGACCAGCUGAUUGCAGUGAAUGGAGAGUCUCUUCUGGGGAAGUCCAACCAUGAAGCCAUGGAGACACUGAGGCGUUCCAUGUCUAUGGAAGGGAACAUUCGCGGGAUGAUUCAGUUGGUGGUUCUCAGGAGACUGGAUAGACAAAUGCAGGAACGCUCAGAUCAUGGGUUUUUUCCAAAACCAGCCCUUGAGGGCAGUCAGACCUUUACCACUAUCUCCAGGCGCAAUGAUGCUGUCCUGCAGCAAUUUGUAACUUACAGUCCUCAGGAAAGAUUAAAAGUUUCAGAGCUGACUAUGUCCGAUCAUGGUAGUGCUGAGAAUGAAGUUCCACCUCCCCUGCCCCCACACCCAAGUGAGGAGCUACUUUCUGAAGAUUAUAAUCAUAGCUCUGUAGUGGAUGCAGCAGCAUAUUUAACAGAUCAGAACAUCAACUUCAGAUCUUUGACACCAGCCAAGCAGCCUGAAUCAAUUAAUCUGAGAACCUCCAAAAGUAUGGAUCUUGUGGCAGAUGAAAGCCAGGUUAGUUCAUUGGCUGGACACAAACAAGAAUCUCCUGGCAAAGAUUUUGGUCCCACUCUGGGCUUAAAAAAGUCCAGCUCCCUGGAGAGCUUGCAGACAGCUGUGGCUGAAGUCAGGAAGAAUGAACUUCCUUUCCACAGACCCAGGCCUCACAUGGUCCGUGGUCGGGGCUGUAACGAGAGCUUCAGAGCUGCCAUUGACAAAUCUUAUGAUGGACCUGAAGAUGCAGAAGAGGAUGGUCUAUCUGAAAAGAGCUCUCUCUCUGCUCAAGAAACUCAGAACUUUGAAUCAAUCCCGCAAGGGAAUCCUGAACUAGAAGAUGUAGAAACCAAGGCAAAGAAAGACAAAAAAAAUAAAGAGAAGGAGAAGAAAAAAGGAAAGAGCAAAGCUAAGGUCAAAGAGAAGAAAAGGAAGGAAGAAAAUGAAGAUCCAGAGAAGAAAACGAAAAAGAAGGGUUUUGGUGCCAUGUUGAGAUUUGGAAAGAAGAAAGAAGAGAAAGGUGGGAAAGCUGACCAGAAGGGAAAUCCAAAACACGGCACACUGAGAGAAGAAGAACUAGAAAAGAUGAAAGAUGAGCGUGAAAGGUGA
Molecule: messenger RNA, 2625 nt
Organism: Chelonoidis abingdonii (Abingdon island giant tortoise)
Lineage: Eukaryota; Metazoa; Chordata; Testudines; Testudinidae
Source: RefSeq, a predicted model, not a curated record